Olea europaea var. sylvestris is the source of this 1453-nucleotide messenger RNA. RefSeq names its product dolichyl-phosphate beta-glucosyltransferase-like. NCBI's taxonomy places the organism in Eukaryota, Viridiplantae, Streptophyta, Magnoliopsida, Lamiales, Oleaceae. The coding region runs from base 208 to 1215 and encodes 335 amino acids. The record is from RefSeq and is a predicted model, not a curated record. The transcript has 10 exons. Gene Ontology annotation, cellular component: endoplasmic reticulum membrane.
GUUUCUGCAACUCGAUUCGAACAUUUGAUGUGCCGGUUUAUAAUCCCUCGACUUUAUCAUCUAACCUAGAAAACAAAUUUCUUCAAGGCUUCAAGAUUUUCUAUACAGUUGAUUCUCUAACUUUGCUAAUUUAUGUUUCAGUUUAUCAACAAUUCAUCGAUCUAAUCCCCAUUUCCGGAGCCCAUAGUUUGAACUCCAAAUCCAGAAAUGGGGUUCGUGUGGAUGAUGUUUCAGUCGCUAUUUAUUUUUGCUUCGAUUUUCGCACUUGGAUUAUUGGCCGCCAUAGUUUUUGAAACAAUCAGAAGAAAAUACAAUCACACUCACGUUGAAGCUCCUCCAAUUUUCGAGGAUCCAAAUUCAUUGAAACCGGUUCCUUGUCCUCAAAUUCUUGAUCCUGCUGAAAAGUACAUAUCAUUGAUUAUUCCAGCGUACAAUGAAGAACAUAGGCUUCCAGGAGCACUUGAUGAAACCUUGAAUUAUCUUCAGCAACGAGCAGAAAAGGACAAGUCAUUUUCGUACGAGGUGGUGAUUGUCGAUGAUGGAAGUGUUGAUGGUACAAAACGAGUAGCUUUUGACUUUGCGAAAAGAUACACAGUUGAAAAUGUAAGAGUUAUCCUUCUUGGAAGGAACCAUGGCAAGGGAGAAGCAAUAAGAAAAGGAAUGCUUCACUCUCGUGGUGAACUACUUUUAAUGCUUGAUGCUGAUGGAGCAACCAAAGUGAGUGAUCUUGAAAAACUUGAAAAUCAGAUUCUUGUAGUUGCUAAGAAGGAACACAAGUUUGGAGACUCUGCAGCCAGUGAUUCAACUUUAAGAAUUUCGGACAUACCAAUUGCUGCUUUUGGUUCUCGUGCUCAUCUUGAGGAGAAGGCUCUAGCAACGAGAAAGUGGUACCGGAAUUUUUUAAUGAAAGGUUUCCACAUGGUAGUUCUCUUGGCUGCUGGUUCUGGAAUUCGUGACACACAGUGUGGUUUUAAGAUGUUCACUAGAGCUGCUGCAAGGAAGCUUUUCACGAACAUCCGCUUGAAACGGUGGUGUUUUGAUGUUGAGGUGGUAUACUUGUGCAAAUGGUUCCACGUACCUAUGAUCGAGAUUUCUGUGAAUUGGACUGAAAUUCCCGGAUCAAAAGUUAAUUUAUUAAGCAUUCCCAAUAUGCUGUGGGAGAUGGCUCUGAUGUCUUUAGGUUAUAGGAGCGGAAUAUGGAAAAUUUAUACAUGAAGUUGUUAUUUUUGGGUGAGCCUGGAAAAAGACAAUUUUUAACGUUCAAGUAGGCUGAUACAGGAACAGGACUUUUAAUGUUCAUCGCAUUUCAGCCGUGGAAGCUGAAUCGAACUUAUUUGAAACAGCAGACUAUGAAAAUCCUUUAGUUUUUUCUGUAUUGUUCUAAUUAAACCUUGGAAAAGGGAACUUUCAUGUUUUUAGUAGAAAUUAUGAACUUUGGUUGAUCAUAGCAUAA